Molecule: messenger RNA, 3910 nt
Organism: Dufourea novaeangliae
Lineage: Eukaryota; Metazoa; Arthropoda; Insecta; Hymenoptera; Halictidae
Gene: IRSp53
Exons: 13
Coding region: 5-3910 (1301 amino acids)
Biological process (GO): actin filament bundle assembly; actin crosslink formation; plasma membrane organization
Cellular component (GO): nucleoplasm; cytosol
Molecular function (GO): protein binding
Source: RefSeq, a predicted model, not a curated record
CACCAUGGAGACCGAAGAACUCACUAAGCUCGUAGAUGAGAUCUACAAGAACAUCCUGGAAAAGUUCAAUCCAGGAGCGAGGCAGCUGAUCAACGCCGGCAAAGCAUAUUUGAAGGCCCUUCAUGGUGCCGCAGCCGCAUCCCGUGUCUACGUGGACGCAUUGUCUCGAUUAGCACGCGACGCGCAACUGGGGACAUGGGGUGGUUCCAAGGAUGUCGGCUUCGCGCUGAUGAGGAUCGUCGAGGUCUACAAGGAGAUCCAGGAGCAGGAAAUGAAUAUCCUGAAGGCGUUCUACGUCGACCUGCUGGUUCCCCUCGAGACGAAUCUGGAGAAAGACACCAAGGUGGUCCAGAGCGAGCAGAAGAAGUUUCUUCAGCAGCACAAGACUAGGUCUGAUACGUACAGCAAGGCGGCAGCGACGAUGAAGAAACAGAGGAAAAAGUCGAGGGGCGCGAGCAAGACCGGCCUCGCUAUGGACAAAGAGCUGAAGAACAUGCAGAUUCUCGAGGAGGAGAAGUCUAAGCUGGACGCCUUUUGUGAGCAGAGCUUGAAGAACGCGAUGACUCAGGAACGAAGAAGGUACGGCUUUGUUCUCGAGCGACAAUGCUCCUUGGCGAAACAUUAUGCGAGUUUUCAUGAGGUCGCGUUAGCUGCUCUUCAUCCCUCGGUUGAUAAGUGGCGCGAGGUAGCUGCUACCAGGGAAUAUUUACCACAAUCCGUGGAAGAUAUGUUCGCCUCCAGACUUAGGCAAGUCUCGUUUUGGCCAGAGAGCGAAGAAAAUGGCGGUUCGGAGCUCACAAUGAGUUCACAAUUAAGGAAAACCAGAAGCAUGGACAGCUCCUGCUUGGAACUUCGACCGGGACCGCCUUCCGGAAACGUGUCGAGCACCACUUACCAAGGACCAUCAUCGCACCUACCCACUGCUCUGUCUAGAGCAAGGUCAGAGGCCAACCUACAUGCUUCAACGUUAUCUUUAGACCCAGAGGUCCCGGAAACCCCGCCGAGGCCGCGGUCUAUGGCGCCUCCAGCAUCACGGAACAGCGGCAGCGUCGGCGGGGGUGGCAGCGGUACAGGGGUGAGCUCCGGCGGAUGGGGUGAUGCACCCCUCGCGAGGGCUCUCUUUGCCUAUUUGAGCUCCGGGGAGAAUCAGCUGAGUUUCCUGGAGAAUGAUCUCAUCGCGUUGAUGGGAGAUCGUCAGAAAGGCUGGCAAUUCGGGGAGAAUCUCCGCACGCACAGCUCCGGAUGGUUCCCGCUGGCGUACACGGAAAUUAUUAUCGACGAUAUACUUGGAUCGCCAAGCCAUGGAACAAACAAUGGUCGCGCAUCGGAGCCACAAGUAGUCCCACCCUGCAAGCCUCCACCCUCUCGGCCGCCAGUGACACCGAGUAGUAUGGACGAAGUCUCGAGUGGUUUCCACGGUGUAGCGAACAACGUCGGCAACAGCAAUAACAAUAACAGUAGCAGCGGCACUCCAACCAACGUGUCGAACAGCAACAGUUCACACAAUCUGGCGACACCGACUGCACGCCAGUCUAAACCGAUCCGUCCAUCGGGCACGUUGCCCACCGUUUUGGCCGGUGGACGCAGGUUACAGCCACCUGCUCCGCCUGUACCGCCGCCCCAGGUCGUCACGUCCCUUCACAGCAGCAACGACAGCGGCUUCUCGAACGAGCCCCCGGCCCAGCCUGACAUCGACUACAGCGACGACGAGGCGAUGAGACAACGAAGAAGAAAGCCGCGCGCCGACAGAAUAGCCGAGGCAGCGAAGCAGCAGAAGGACGAAAAGUCUGCGGGCAAAGACUGGGAGAACGAUUCCUGGAAGACGAUACCCAGAGACGAGAAGAGCUGGCAGCUGUACAGAACCGCGAUGGACCUAUGGGCGGAGUCGAACGCGAAUCAGAGCAACGAGAACGGCGAGGUCAGGUACACAUCCGGUCGACAUUACGACACCCAGGACCGGAAGAACGGGAGGGAUUACUCGGACCGCGACACCAUCGAGAAUGGACCGAGCAGAAAAUCGGGGAAGAAGUCACAGGAGAAGACGCAGAAGAUCGCGUACGAUAACCGUGCCCGUGGCGGUUCGAAUCACAAGAAUAAGACAACCAGCAACGAGGAGCAGUUGAGAAGUUCAUCGAGGAGAAACAACGAGCAAGUUGAACAGGAGCGUCGCGCGGCUAAAAGAACGAAAGAACAAGAGGAGACCGAGGAAGAUGAAAUCGAAAUAGAGGAAGAAGAGGAGGACAGAUACAGCGCUAGAAUCGAUUAUCAGAAGUACGACGGGAAGAAGUAUUACCAAGCUGACGGCCAGGAGCGUAAUUCCCGACGUGGUUAUCGUCCCGUGGAGCAGGAAGAGUCGAAAUACGAGAACGAGAAGACUUCAUCCGCGUCGUCCUCGGUAACCGAUGACGAAAGCACCAUUACAAUCCCAGAGACUGGUCGGAAAGUGGAACAUAUCGCUCAGAAGUUGGAGCAAACAGCGCAAAAGUACGCUAGGGAACACAGUCCGCCCAAGUUCAUCGAGCGUAGGAACGAGUAUAGAAGUCUCGAACGUAGAGAAGAGAAGCAACCUCCUCCACCCUAUGAAAGAUACAAUGAGGGCGAGAGGAGCCGUGGCCCACAGAGGUUCGAGAGGGAGAGGGAGCGCUACUUCGAGAAGUCACCGCCAAUGUCGCAGAAGACCUCCACUUACGAGAGAGAAAGGACUUUUGAGAAGAACCCAGAAAGAAACCGAAACAUCGAGCGCGCGUCCAGUCGCCGUUUCGAGAGACCUAGACCGCCAUCCGAAGAAGCACCGGAAAGACCAACAGAGCCUCGAAACAUGUACAGAGAACGCAGGUACUCCGACAAAGAGGAAGCCAUCUACGGCGAGACCAGGUUCGUCAGGGAGGUGACCGUUGACAAAGAACGCGGCUACGAGUCGAACUUCGAGACAAAGUUAGAGCGGACGAAGGUGAUCGAAAGGCACGGUUAUCAGAACAGCCUAGGACAGGAGAACCACGAGAAGUUCCAGAGAAACGGACCACCCAGUCUAGAGAAGAACGAUACUAACAAUAACACAUUGAAGGAUGAUAAUAGGAAGCCAUUGCUACCGCGACAGACGACCGCGGUUGGACAUUUGAUACAAACAGGCAGAGCCUUCGAAGUUGAUUCGAAGAGCCCGAAACUGGUGAAGAGGACAAAAUCGUUCUGGAGGUUCCGAAGAGAUUCCGAUGUCCUGGAAGGAAUGGCACUUUGGCAGCACAGGUCUCUGGUUGACAUUCCGAAGAUGGUUAAGAAAGAGGUGAAAGACGGCACUGGAAGUUCCGAGGAGACCAAGAAGCAAAGUCCAGAGGGCAGUCCGACCUCCCGUCAGAGUCUGGAGACGAGAAACAGCGACGUGACGAUCACCAACGAGCCCCGAUCGGACGAACUGAAACCCGCGGAGAGGAGCCACGUGCCCGACAAGUCUGAUUAUUUUGAGGACUUUCCCACCCCGGCUGAACGACCGAAGGCUGUCGAAAGGUCCGAGUACAGAAUGCCACAGGAAGAGAGAUCCUAUUUCAUGGGGAAUGUAUCCCGGAAAGCGAUCAUCGAGAAGGAACGGAAGCGCAGCUUGGAGGCCAAACGGAACAUGAUCGUGGCCGAGCUGAAGGAAAAUAAUGAGGCGAAGCGAAAUGAGAGGAGGAAAAAGUACACGGAUGACGAGGAUGGCAUGACGCAGAACUUCAGCGAGACCGAGGCGUCCGACGAGGAGUCCACGUACAGCUGCAUCGUCGUCAAGGAUCAAACAGUGGCCGAAAAGACUCUACUGCCCAGGACUAAGCUGCGAAGGGACUCUGAUCGGGAGAGGGAUAAAAAUACGUGCGGUCCCUGGUACGAUCUCUGGGGAGUUGAUGCUUCGGUGAACAAGAAGAAGAAGAAGCAACAGUAA